CGAUAAAUAGGAAUACUAAGACUUGAAGACUGCUGCUGUUGAAAGAAUCGCAUCUCAAUCGUGCGAAAAAAACGAAAUCGCUGAUUUCGACGGAGCAAUAUGGAAACGAGCCAUGAAACCAUUCUUAAUAACACUCUCUCGGCAGCAGGAUUGCUUGUGGAGGAGAACAAAGCAACGAAAGAGAUGCGAAGAUCUAUUUCUAAAUUUGCGCGUUUGCUGAUGUGCCCUCUCUGCAACAAGGUGAGAUUUUUACGAGCUAAGGAGCGACGAUGAAGAUGGGAAGAGUCGACUGAAAAUUAUCRAGUGUUUUCUCACCGAUUCGUUGGAUGAGAUCGCAGGAUGGGAGUUGCAAUGGAUUUAUAGYAACAAAUUCAAAAUUKACAACAAAUAUGUUCUUCGUUUGACUGAUGAAUACAUUAUUUUUAAUCCGCCAUURCAAUACAUUGMCUCCCACGAAUGAUAGAUCUUUGAUCGACCAGCAACCCUAGCCGCGUGUGCACAUACRUUCUGUAUGAACUGCAUUGAUAGACAUUCUGCGAAGCAUUCCGUUUGUCCAGGUGAGAAAAYAUACAAAAACGUUUUAAAUUCCAUAAUUCAUUCUGAUGUACAAGAAAGAUGUUCGAUGCCGUUGUCUUGUAUUAUGCGAUGAACCCUACAUUUUUCUGACAAGAUAUAUUCUUUCCUCCCCYGCCACCACCCCGUCUUUCCUCUUAUAUCACSUUUUCUUCUUAAAGUGGAGGGAUGUGGCAUGCCAAUGUCGAUCGUUGGAGGCAAUGGAGGUUCGUUUCGCAAAGUAAAUCUUCAAAUAUCACAAACCAUCGAGUCGCUGCAAUUGAUUUGCAAUAGCAUAAAUCAGUCGAAAGACAAUUGGUGGCUGUCCCYGGCUAUGUUGAGUUCCGUCGAAGGAAUGAGGACAUCAAGAAUAUUGARAGACCAACAAGAAGCUUUGUUGGUGGAGGAAGAGAAAGAUGAUAUCGAUGAUUUUGCGGGACAGGAAGGCCAAACGAACGACAAUGGCGAUGAGACUGAGGAGAUGAUUGACUUACAAGCUGAUGAAUUCGAAAAAGAUUUUGCAGAUACCGACAGCGCCAACUGUGAACAGGGCACGGACGCCRAUAUCAGCGACGAUGAAACUMURUUUUAAUGUCAUUUUGAACACCRCAMAAGCGUGAUAUUGAAACUGAAAAUGWCAUCGURCAAAUGAUCCUUCCCUUUCAAUUCUACCCUUAAUGAAAAUCAUAUUCACAG
Molecule: messenger RNA, 1248 nt
Organism: Pseudo-nitzschia multistriata
Lineage: Eukaryota; Bacillariophyta; Bacillariophyceae; Bacillariales; Bacillariaceae
Source: the annotation of a GenBank genome assembly